Molecule: messenger RNA, 309 nt
Organism: Striga asiatica
Lineage: Eukaryota; Viridiplantae; Streptophyta; Magnoliopsida; Lamiales; Orobanchaceae
Source: the annotation of a GenBank genome assembly
AUGUCGGUGAUCCGGUCAGUCCGGCCGUCCGCCUUCCGGCGCCAUCCGCCACCAAUCGCCGGCCGCCGCCUCAGAGUUCAACAUUUUUCAGAGACGCGACCGUCCGGCGAAGCUCAGCCAUCCGGCAAGAUAGACCCUCCGUCAGCCCAAUCCUCAGUCAUCCCCGUCGUCGUCCGCCCAAAACUCCGGCCAUCCGGCAAGAUAGACCCGACGUCGCUUGGAUGGACGAGCUCGCCGGAGACGAUGCCGGCGGCUGCACGCUGGCACAUGGCGGCGAGGGGUGUCGGGCGUGGUGGGGCGAUUUUGUAA